Aureobasidium namibiae CBS 147.97 is the source of this 1209-nucleotide messenger RNA. RefSeq lists its product as uncharacterized. The record is from RefSeq and is a predicted model, not a curated record. Lineage: Eukaryota; Fungi; Ascomycota; Dothideomycetes; Dothideales; Saccotheciaceae. The transcript has 3 exons. Gene Ontology annotation, molecular function: protein-phosphatidylethanolamide deconjugating activity. The annotation marks the transcript as partial.
GAUCCUAUGCCUACCAACUCCCUCAACGACGCCAUCUGGUGCCUGGGCCAAAGAUACGACUCACAUCCCGACUCAUCCCCGCCCAACACUACACAGUCACAGCCCUCGCUACCUACUACUCCCGCCGUAGCAGACGCAACUAAAUUUGCUCCCUCAGACUCGAUAGCGUCGCCGUCCCAGAAAGAAGACGAGUUCGAGACGAUCCAGGUGCAAGAUGCCACCAGCAACAACGGCUGGCCACCUGCCUUUCUCGACGACUUGGAGUCUCGCAUAUGGCUGACCUACCGUUCCGACUUUUCUCAUAUCGCAAAGUCUGCAGAAUCCUCACUGUCGACCAGAACUUGGCUCUCGCAGUUGGGCAACAACCAAGGCUUCACGAGCGACACUGGCUGGGGCUGCAUGAUCCGAAGUGCUCAGAGUCUACUGGCAAAUACUUUACAGAUACUGGAGCUGGGACGAGACUGGCGCAAGGGACAACAGCCGGGGGCCGAGCGAAAUCUAUUGUCUCUCUUCGCCGAUGACCCAUCUGCGUCCUUCUCCAUCCACCGCUUCGUCAAGCACGGUAGCGAAGCCUGUGGGAAGCACCCUGGAGAGUGGUUUGGCCCCUCGGCCGCCGCUCGAUGCAUCAAAGCGCUGGUCGACAAACAUUCUGCUUCUGGUCUUCGAGUCUACAUUCGUCCCGACGAUUCAAGUGUCUACGAAGACAGUCUCAUGAGCAUCGCUCGCGCUUCCGAUGGCUCUUUCAAGCCGACUUUGAUCCUUUUGGGUACGAGGCUAGGCACUCGUGGUGUGACUCCGUCCUACAGAGAGGCCAUCAAGUCUGCCCUACGCCUGCCUCAAAGCGUCGGCAUCGCUGGUGGCCGACCAUCUUCCUCGCACUACUUCAUCGGUACCCAAGCCGAUCACCUCUUUUACCUCGAUCCACAUACCACACGUCCCCUCCUACCUGCUUCCCCCUCCGAGGCUGACAUCGCUACAUGCCACACGCGUCGUCUGCGUUUGAUAACACUUGAAGACAUGGAUCCCUCCAUGCUCCUCGGCUUCCUCAUUCGCGACGAGGCUGAUUACAAUGACUGGAAAGCCGCCAUCGAGGCCACUCCACCCACACGCAUCGUACAUGUGUACAAGGAAGAGCCCUCACUCUCUGGCGACGCCACAGAUGCCGAUUUCGAGCGCGCUGUUCUUGACGUACAGAGUUGUGAUGAGGAC